This is a messenger RNA of Perkinsus marinus ATCC 50983, 1266 nucleotides long. RefSeq names its product Serine carboxypeptidase 2, putative. Bases 1 to 1266 code for a protein of 421 amino acids. The record is from RefSeq and is a predicted model, not a curated record. Gene Ontology annotation, biological process: proteolysis. Gene Ontology annotation, molecular function: serine-type carboxypeptidase activity. The transcript has 6 exons. Lineage: Eukaryota; Perkinsozoa; Perkinsida; Perkinsidae.
AUGGGUAUUGACAACGGUGUGCACUUUACUCAGCACCUCAGCUAUGACAUUGGGGGCGCCUGUGGCCGUGUGCUCCUGCGAAAACCGAAGUUGUGCGAUGACAGUGUUGAACAAUACAGUGGCUAUUUUACUGUUGACCCAAGGCUCAACAAGAAAUAUUUCUUCUGGUUUUUCGAAUCGAGAAAUCGCACUGUACGCCCACCCACUACCCUAUGGCUCAGUGGCGGCCCCGGGAUGAGUUCAAUGCUAGGCUUGCUGAUGGAGAAUGGUCCUUGUAGGGUACAGAAAAACUCUACUACAACGUUCAAUCAAUAUAGCUGGACGGAGUCUUCUAACAUGCUUUGGGUUGACCAACCGCCUGGUACUGGUUUCUCAACGGGGGCGUAUGAUCGGGACGAAGAGGAGGUCUCAGAGGAUAUGUAUAUAUUCCUUCAAGCAUUCUUCCGGCGCUUCCCACAUUUCAACGAUCGAUUCUUCAUCACGGGAGAAUCUUUUGGUGGACAGUACGUACCUUCGCUAGCUGCGACGAUAAUCAAGAAGAACGAUGAAAUAAGGGCUGAGGGUUCAUUGCCCGGCAGAGUGCUCAUAGACUUUCGUGGGAUGGCUAUUGGUAACGGAGUGACAGUGCCUGGAAUACAGCUGCAAUGGUAUCCCCAAAUGGUAACAGUGUAUGUCCACUCGGUCAUCAGCUGUGAAGUCUGCAUUAACGCGUGGUUGACAUUUGAAACUGCGAUGAUGAUGCCUAUUAUCACUGCCGGAUAUAACAAGUAUGAUUUGCGUAAACGCGGAGAAUACAAUUUCACGCCGAUGAACAGAUAUCUAAACAACCCCCUGGUCAUGAAAGACCUAGGAGCCUUGAGACCUUGGAGAUCCGACUCUCCUGGGGUAGCAUUGCACCUCCGACCCACCGAGUUCUCACGUUCCUGUGCCUCUGACGUCAAGCUUGUAUUAGACAGAGGUCUCCGAGUACUGAUAUAUGCUGGGGACCAAGAUUAUCUGUGUAACUGGCUCGGCAAUCAAGCAUGGACCAAUGCCCUCCCCUGGGCUCACCAAUCAGAAUUUGGUCGGCAAAAGCCAAAGCCAUGGGGCAAACGAGACGAUGGAGGAGUGCUGGUGAUGCCAGUUGGCCAUCUCCAGCAGUACGAGAACUUUGCGUUUCUACGAGUCUAUAAUGCAGGACAUAUGGUUCCUAUGGACAAGCCAUCGGAGGCACUGUACAUGUUCGAUCAAUUUGUUGAAGGCGACAUAUUUCACACGCACUCUUGA